Molecule: messenger RNA, 2327 nt
Organism: Dromiciops gliroides (monito del monte)
Lineage: Eukaryota; Metazoa; Chordata; Mammalia; Microbiotheria; Microbiotheriidae
Gene: PRR15L
Product: proline rich 15 like
Exons: 2
Coding region: 148-450 (100 amino acids)
Source: RefSeq, a predicted model, not a curated record
GUAUAAAGAUCGAGCAACUCAACUGGGUAGGACAGAGCCUGGGCUGAUUCUGCUGGAGCAUCUUGGUGGGCUGGCCUUUCCUGAAGUGCUUUCUUCCAUGAAGGCCUAUUUGGGAGGUCUCCUCUGAACGUUCUGCAGCAGGGAAUCAUGACAGAUGUUGGCUGGUGGAAGCUGACCUUUUUGCGCAAAAAAAAGUCAACUCCCAAGGUGCUGUAUGAGAUCCCAGACACCUAUGCCCACCUAGAUGGAGGUACUGAGCCUGCAAGGCCUGAAGGAGGGAGUCCCAACAGCAACUUUAAUGCUCGGCUAGAGAAAAUUGUGGACAAGAACACCAAGGGCAAACAUGUCAAGGUCUCCAAUUCUGGUCGAUUUAAGGAGAAGAAAAAGGUCCGAGCUAGUCUGGCAGAAAAUCCCAACCUCUUCAAUGAUGGAGAUGGGAAAGGACAGUGAAAAUGAAGAUGGGAAAGGACAGUGAAGGGUGAGAAGGGAGAUGCUAAGGACCUCCUUCUUUCCUACCAUCAGCUGGAUUCUGAAAAGGAAAACUGACACUCCAGCCUCUGUGCCUACAGCCCAAGCUUUGCAGUGUCCUCUGCUGGCCUCCACACCUGAGGCCGAGGAAGUAUCUCUAUUAUUUAUAGAUGCAUCACUUUCUACCAGGCAAAGGCUGGCCCUGGAAGUCUGGGCUUGUCCUGAACCCCAUGUUGUAGGGUCCUCCUCAGUUCAAGGAUUGUAUCUCUGGAAAUAGGGAGAAUAACGACUCAAGGAGGGUCAAUCCUCAUUACAGUUCUACGCAGCACCUACUGGGAGGGAGGGUUGGGUGAAGGUGGAGUGCCACUCCUAUUCCCUAGGAACAAGGAUCAGGGUCAAGUUUGAAUUGCUGCUCUCUCCUCCACUUUCACCCAUAGCCUUUUUCCUAUGAGAACUUUUUCUAGAAGCUACAUGGACCGAGGAUGGUGUAGUCUCUUUUCCAAGAGUCAGGGGAGUAGGGAGAUUCCUGGAUCUUUGCCUAAAAAAAUGGCCAGAGGAGGAUCCCUCAGACUUCAUGUAAGACUCCAAAGGGGUAGAUUGGUAAAUAUCAGUUUCCGCUAGGGACAUGCCCUUCUAGGUGUGUCAAGAUAGACAGUGACAAUGGGGGAGAUGUGUGGCUCUAAGGAUUCCUGCUUGGGAACCCAGAUGGCCCACCUAAUCUACUCUCCCUGCCAGAAUAUGUAGAAAAGACGAAUGCCCCGGAUGACAUCCUAGGCCUUGAAUUUUUUUUUUUUAAAGUUUGGUCAUAAAUUUCUUUUUGGUAAUAAACAUGACUUGAAAAUAGAGGCUCCUCAUGAUGGCCAUCACUGGUGUCCCUGGAGCUAGGACAAAGGUUGGGCAGAGGUCUGGUCUCUUCCAUGUGCUUGGCCCUAGGAUUUGGGGCAUUAUCAGCCUUGGAUGAAAGGGAGGGUGAAAGCUGGUGUGGAAGAACACAGAAAGCUGCCACCAUCUGUGGCACACUUUAUCUCGAGAGUGGCAGUGGCCUCAGAAGUAGAUUAUCUGCUAGUCUGGCAUGUCUCACUUACCCUUCGUGGUUGGUUAUGGGCCUUUCACUAACCCAUUUUUUUUUUUUUUUUUAGUGAGGCAAUUGGGGGUUAAAUGACUUGCCCAGGGUCACACAGCUAGUAAGCGUUAAGUGUCUGAGGCUGGAUUUGAACUCAGGUACUCCUGACUCCAGGGUCGGUACUCUAUCCACUGCAACAUCUAGCUACCCCCACCCAUUUUUUUUAAAGCCCCAUGAACCAUGGCCUAGGUUGGCUGUGUGUUUGUGUUAUGUGUAUAGGGUUGUUGGUUUUCUCUGUGCUUCGUAAAGCGGUAGCUCCUCUUCUUUGCUCUAAAGCUGCCUCCUAGCUAUAUAGCAUUGGGCUGCCAGGGGCCUAGUUCUAGAAUCUUCCAGUUUGGCAACCAAGUCCCCCAUCCACAUCUCAUGGGGGCACAGGAGAUGAGCUACUGUAAUGGAGGCUAAAGUGACUAAGAUCAUCCCCACCACAAAUCUGGAGGUAUACUUGGUCUAGAAAAGGAAGGCUAGGGCAGUUUGGUGGUGUAGUGGAUAGAGCACUAGCCCUGGAGUCAGGAGGACCUGAGUUCAAAUCCAGCCUCAGACACUUGACACUUACUAGCUGUGUGACCCUGGGUACCCUGCAAAAAAAGAAAGUAAGAGAGAAAGAAAGAAAGAAAGAGCAAGCCAUAUCCCUGGGGGUUGGAGAGAGGGAACAGCAGGGAGGAUGCUACUCUUCAGCUCCCACACUCAAACCUCACUGCCCACAAGGCCACUCUACCCUGGGGAAUAGCUGCUCAGA